Molecule: messenger RNA, 2467 nt
Organism: Phalaenopsis equestris
Lineage: Eukaryota; Viridiplantae; Streptophyta; Magnoliopsida; Asparagales; Orchidaceae
Exons: 2
Coding region: 158-2248 (696 amino acids)
Source: RefSeq, a predicted model, not a curated record
ACAGAAAAAUCAGGAAUAUCAUAAUAAAAUAAGCUUUUAAUUAAAUGUUUUAUUUUUUUUUUUAACUAAAAAAAUCCACGAACGCUUCCUCAUCUUCAAAUCCUAGCAAAGCUGCAGACUGUAAGAGAAGAACAGUGAGCUGAUAAGCCUGUAGAAGAUGAAAUCCCCACCACUCUUCUUUUUCCUCCCCUCUCUCUUCUUCGUCUUCCUCCUUUUGGUUCCAGUUCGCUCCACCAGCUCCAUCGUAUUCACCACUCUCGGCCGCAGCCUCUACGGCUUCGACAUCUUCUCCACCCCUACAUCCCCAUCCACACACCAAACCGAGCUCCAGCUCACCGAUGGCAUCUCCGUCAACUACAACGGCUUCUUCCCCUCGUCUCCUUCUUCCGUCCUCUCCCUUAUCAACCACUCUUCUUCUUCCUCUCAUACAGAUCAACUUGACGCCCUCGUCUAUGUCACCGAACGCUCCGGCUACUCCACCAUCUACCUAGACCUUUACUCCUCAUCGUACUCUCCAUCCAAUCGACGCGCAACCCUAGAGCUCCCCACCCGCCUCCACUUCUCUCUUCUGUCCCCAGCCGACGGCCGACCUUCUGUUUCCAUGAAGGACCGUCCAUCCCUUUCCGGCGAUCGCCUGGUUUUCGUUUCCACCCACCAGCCCUCUCAGUCUCCGAGGCAGAGUUGGGCCGCGGUGUACUCCACUCACCUGCCCAGCGGCUCCACCAUCCGCCUCACCCCCCAUGGUAUCGCCGAUUACAGCCCCGCCGUCUCUCCCUCCGGUCAAUGGACGGCGCUCCUCCCUCCGCGCGGAUGGACUGGGGAGGUACAGGAGCUCAACACCGACAUCUACAUAUUCAAGACUAUUGAUGGAUCGGCACGAACUUUGGUAAUCGAGCAUGGCGGAUGGCCUUGUUGGGCCGAUGACUCCACUAUCUAUUUCCAUCGUCGGAGCUCGGAUGGAUGGUGGAGUGUUUACAGAGCAGCUAUUAGCACUCAUGGAAACGCCCCUUUGCUAAUCUCUCUUGACAGGAUCACCCCUCCCGGUUUCCAUGCCUUCACUCCGGCGGUAAGCGCUGCUGCUCCAGAGCUCAUAGCGGUGGCGACGAGAAGAUCCAGCUCCCAGUUCCGGCAUAUUGAGCUACUAGAUCUAAGAGACGGAAAGAACGAUUAUGUUGAGGUGACUCGGGUAAUUUCCCCUAAAACUCACCAUUUCAACCCCUUCUUCUCCCCGGAUGCUAGCAGGAUUGGCUAUCAUAGAUGCCGGGGAAGCAGGAAUAGCGGAAACCCUCCUUUGCUUCUGGAGAGCAUCACUAGCUUAUCGCCGGAGAAAUUUUCACUAUUCAGAAUUGAUGGGUCUUUUCCUUCCUUCUCACCUGAUGGUCGGCAGAUCGCCUAUGUCAAUCUGCCUGGUUUGUAUGUAGUUAAUUCUGAUGGUUCUAAUCCACGAGAGCUUUAUAAUGGCAAUGCUUUUGGUACUGCUUGGGAUUGGAAAAGAAAAGGUGUUAUAUACACCAGCGAUGGUCCUGACUUUGCUGUUGAAAGUGCUGAAGUUGAUGUCAUUUCAAUUACUCUGAGUGAAGAUGAUGACAGAGCUGAGCCUUAUAUCAAAAAACUAACUACAGGAGGGAAGAACAAUGCUUUCCCUUCUCCAUCACCUGAUGGCAAGUGGGUGGUGUUUCGUUCCGGCCGAUCAGGUCACAAGAAUCUGUAUGUAAUGGAUGCUGUUGAAGGAGAAAGUGAAGGAAUUUAUCAGCUCACAGAAGGGUCUUGGAGUGACACCAUGUGUAAUUGGUCUCCUGAUGGAGAAUGGAUUGCCUUUGCUUCUGAUAGACAUAACCCUGGAGGUGGGAGCUUCUCCAUCUACAUGAUUCACCCAAAUGGAACUGGACUGAGGAGAGUUGUGCACAGCGGGGAUGGAGGGAGGACAAACCAUCCUUGGUUUAGCCCAGACUCUGCAAGUUUGGUGUUCACAUCAGACUAUGCUGGGGUCUCAGCGGAACCUAUCUCGAAUCCUCACCAUUACCAACCUUACGGAGAAAUUUUCACAGUGAAGAUUGAUGGAUCUGACAUAAAGCGCCUCACACACAACUCUUUUGAGGAUGGUACCCCGACAUGGUCCCCGUUCUUCCUGGAGCCGUCUGAUGUUGCUGAAACUUUGCGAGGUGUUGCUCAUUGCCGCUUUGAUGACUGUCACUGGCUCAGCGUGCCGGGCCGGAUCAAUAAUGUCUUGACUGGAACCGGAUGUUAAGUUAUGAAGCUCGAACAAGUCUUAUGCAGAGUUUUGGCCAUGGUUGCAUGCGUGUAGAGUCUUUGGGGGUAUCUAUGUAAAGAGUUUAGCUACGUUCUGUGUAUAUAUAGUUCCUGAUAGGUGAUCUAUGAAGGACGGACUAGGUAAGCGUUGUUCUGUUGCAGGAAAAUAAGAUGUAAUAAUUGUUGUUUUCUAUUUAUCCCUGAUCUACUUACAUGA